ACUGAAUCCCCUGGAUUUUGGGAGGAGACUCCUGGGAAACUUUGAAGGACCAGGGGGAGUGGUAACGCUGCCAGCACUCAGGUUAGGGCGUGGGCGGGGAAUUCCACUCAAGAGUUUUCCGGGUAGUUUCUCAGAGGCUGCUUGAGGACAAGGAGGUGGCAAAACCUCAGCCACUUAAACACUCCAGAACCACCAGCAAUGGAAGAUGCAGCGUUGUCAAGUUCCAGGAACCCGGUGUCAGUCGGAGCUGUAGCCCUGGUGCAGAUGGAGCGGCUUCAGAUGUUUGCCUUCUCUGUGCACUGGUCGGAUGGCAGUGAUACCUUUGUUUGCAGAAGCUGGGAUGAGUUCAGGCAGCUCCAGAAAACCCUCAAGGAGAACUUUCCAGUGGAGGCAGGUCUGCUGAGGAGAUCUGAUCGCCUUCUCCCCAAGCUUCCAGAUGCACCCUUGCUUUCCCGUGGAGGGCGCACAGGUCGUGGUCUGGUGCGUCUGAGGCUGCUGAACACCUAUGUGCAGGAACUGCUAGCCAAUGUGAACCAAGUGUCAUGGAGCCCAGUGCUUACAAGCUUCUUUGAGCCUCGAAACCAGGACCUGGAAUCUGCACUGCCUCCCAGCAGCAUGGUGAUCCUGCCUGUCCCAGAGAAGCCCUCACCUCGCCCUGUGAACAGCCUUGAUAUCCACAGCCUAGAGAUUCAGAGCCUCUGUUGCGUGCAUCCUUUCCACACCCAGGACACACAGGGAAGGCCCUUCCAUGUGAAGGCCCAAGAAAGCCUGGAUGUACUGCUACGACACCCCUCAGGCUGGUGGCUGGUGGAGAAUGAAGGCCAGCAGAAGGCCUGGUUUCCAGCUCCCUAUCUGGAGGUGGCCCCAGAGGUGGGCUUGAUGCUGCAAAACAGUGGGACUGUGUUCUGUGCUUCCCGAGCCUACAAGGGCAGCCGUGCUGAUGAACUGUCAGUGCCAGCGGGAGCACGAGUGCAGGUCCUGGAAACUUCAGACCGUGGAUGGUGGCUGUGCAGGUACUGUGACCAGGAUGGUCUGCUGCCUUCAGUGCUGCUGCAACCUGAAGGGCUGGGUACAUUCUUGAGUGGGCCACCAAUCCCUGAUAGGGAGAAGAACAAGGCUACCACUGGUCCACCUCCUAUCCCUGCCCGCCCUCCACUGAGUGUCAUCCAGAGUCGCUGCUGUACCAUCACACGAAGGGCGCUGGCGUGCAACUCAGGGCCUCAGAACUCUCAGUGAAGAUAUGGACUCAUUCUGCAGAGAAGUUGGCUGCGCACCCCAACCCCACACCAAGCAGAAUGCUCAGGAUCUAGAUCCCUGGGAUGGCAGACAGCUGUAUCAUCCCCAGGGCUGGGACAGGAAUGGAUGAUGGUGGGAAAGAGAAUUGCUAUUUCCUUUGAGUAAAACUUCUGGAAGACUCCA
Cavia porcellus (domestic guinea pig) is the source of this 1419-nucleotide messenger RNA. RefSeq names its product NADPH oxidase organizer 1 (gene Noxo1). The coding region runs from base 199 to 1236 and encodes 345 amino acids. Gene Ontology annotation, biological process: superoxide anion generation. The record is from RefSeq and is a predicted model, not a curated record. Gene Ontology annotation, cellular component: cytoplasm. Lineage: Eukaryota; Metazoa; Chordata; Mammalia; Rodentia; Caviidae. Gene Ontology annotation, molecular function: protein binding; superoxide-generating NADPH oxidase activator activity; phosphatidylinositol binding. The transcript is spliced from 8 exons.